Molecule: messenger RNA, 1146 nt
Organism: Gracilinanus agilis (Agile Gracile Mouse Opossum)
Lineage: Eukaryota; Metazoa; Chordata; Mammalia; Didelphimorphia; Didelphidae
Product: L-lactate dehydrogenase A chain-like
Exons: 8
Coding region: 1-1146 (381 amino acids)
Biological process (GO): carboxylic acid metabolic process
Cellular component (GO): cytoplasm
Molecular function (GO): L-lactate dehydrogenase (NAD+) activity
Source: RefSeq, a predicted model, not a curated record
AUGAGGUGUUUUUGGGGGGCCCUCUGCGCUAGCAGAAGAGCGGGCCCCGGGGGUGUCGCUGUCACCAGUCCGGGCACAGCCCUGAGCCCCCGAAGGAUGGAGCGCCCCUCUAUGAGGGUCGCCUGGCCUCUGGCCCCUGUUUCCAGGGUAGCAUCAAUCAAGGAUCAGCUGAUGAAGAAUAUCCUUGAGAAAGAGAUUGUUGAUCGCACUAAGAUCUCCGUUGUAGGGGUUGGUUCUGUUGGCAUGGCAUGUGCCUUCAGUAUUUUAACAAAAGAGUUGGUUGAUGAACUUGCCCUCAUAGAUGUUGAUGGAAACAGGGUAAAGGGAGAGAUGAUGGAUCUUCAACAUGGAAGCCAAUUCAUUAACAUGCCUAAUGUUGUCUCUGGCAUAGAUUUCAAAGUGACUGCAAACUCGAAGCUGGUUAUUGUUACAGCUGGUGCUCGCCAGAAAGAGGGAGAAGAUCGACUUGACUUGGUCCAUCGAAAUGUGGAAAUUUUUAAGUUAUUAAUUCCAGAGAUUAUCCAGUACAGUCCCAACUGCAUAAUUCUUAUUGUUACCAACCCAGUGGAUAUUAUGGCUUAUGUUGCCUGGAAGCUAAGUGGUUUUAGCUCAUACCGUGUCUUUGGAAGUGGCUGCACUCUGGACACUUCUCGUUUUUGUUUCUUCAUUGGGGAGAGGCUGGGUAUCAGUGCCCGUAGUUGUCAUGGGUGGAUCCUUGGAGAGCAUGGCGACAGUUCUGUGCCUAUUUGGAGUGGGGUGAAUGUUGCUGGUUUUCCUCUGAAGACUUUGAAUCCAGACAUUGGAACCAGUAAUGACAAGGAGCAGUGGGAAAAUGUCCAUAAAGCUGUGGUUGCCAGUGCUUAUGAAGUGAUCAAGAUGAAGGGCUAUACCUCCUGGGCUAUUGGCUUGUGCGUGGCAGACCUGACUGUCAGUAUUAUGAGAAAUAUUAAGAAGGUACAUCCAGUUUCUACCUUGAUUAAGGGCUUUUAUGGAAUAAAAGACGAGAUCUUCCUCAGUCUUCCCUGUGUUGUGGGAAAAGAUGGUAUCACAGAUGUUUUGAAAAUAACUUUGAGUCCUUUGGAGGAAGCUCGAAUAAAGAAGAGUGCAGAGACUCUCCUUCAAGUAAAGAAAGAUCUGAAGUUGUAA